Messenger RNA from Vitrella brassicaformis, 1800 nucleotides. The record is from the annotation of a GenBank genome assembly. Lineage: Eukaryota; Vitrellaceae.
GGCAACACGACCUCCCUCAUUCAUGAUAGCGGGAGAGGCGACAUGGGACAGGGUUUCCGAAGGUUCACGCUCAGGGCAAUCGGAGUUCUGUUUGGUUUUUUCUCCACGCACACAAAUCAAGCACCACAUCCAGUUGCGAUUCCCAGUCGAGGUUUCUUCCUGAAUUAUCUGCGAUGUCAUAGUAUCUCUCGAGGUCUCUGAAAAUAUCCAUCUUGUCGAGACCCUCUCCCGAGGAGUUCGGCGACCGUGUACCAUGCCGACGGGAGUCCAAGACGUACUGCCAAUGGACGGGGGAAUACUCGAACGCUAGGGUCGCGGGUAGCUCUGUCCUUGUGGCUUUACACAGUGCAAAGAGCUCUCGUAUUGCCGCCGGCUCGCAACCCUGGCAGUCCAUCUUGAACAAAGGACACACGCACCGCACUACACGUAUUUCCGUGUGCCUGUCCGUCACGCUUACCUUCACGAAAUUGAAGGCAGCAUUUGGCUGUUCAUUCUUCCCCCGAUGAAUGUUGAAUGACGUAGACAUAGCUUUGUUCAAAUAUUGCUGAUCGGUCGAUGGGGCGAGAAACCACCGAAGAGGUAGCGACCAAACAUCAAAGGACUGAUAGUUUCCUCCGACAACUCCUUCCAGUGGUUGUGCUGCAGCACAAUGACUGAAAUUGCCCUGAGAGCCACGAUGGAGCCAGCAGUGUCACGCUACCUGUCAAGCUCGAUUGCGACUGCUUCGGGUCCGCGUUUGCCUUCGGGACAACCACGGUGUUGCCUGCGUUACCUGCCUGGCAAUGCGCCACAGAUUCCUCAGUGUGGUCGCUGGCAGCAAACGGAUAGAGCUGCACCCUCUCCGCCAGCUGCACGCAUACGCAGACGGGAGACAGGAACGGCUAGCUUUCUAACAUUUUUCCAUCAUCGUCGAAUAACAAAAAAGACUUACUUGAGGGUUCAGGCGCAGAUUUUGCGCAAGCAUCGCGAAGUUCUUGGGCAGCGGCUCGAAGACAGUAACCUCGCAGUCGAUGGCAGCGAAGGCCAGGGUGCAGGCUCCGAUGUUACCCCCUAUCUCAAGGACGCGGGGCCGCGCCGGCAGAGCAGGGUAUCUCUGUCUCAUUCUCUCCACGUUGCUCAAGUGAGCGAUACAAUCACGCCAGAAUCCGUCCUGUUUUUGAUAACCAGGCCAGGAAUGUUGUGGUAUUCAUUUUCCCACCCACAAAACCUGGGAAAUCGUGGAGCCCACUUCAUCUGGCUCACUCCAGAUCCUGCACGAAGGAAUUCACUCUGAAUCAGGACAGGUCUGAGAGAUCGUUCUCACAGAAACGGAAACUCGUGGUUCCAUGGUUCGGGCAAGCGGUACAUGACUUGUUUGACCUGUGAUGUACAUGGAGAUCACACUAGUACGUCGAAAGUAUUGAUAUUGCACCUGCGGAGGGCUCUCGACGACCUUGGAGAAACCCGUGAAGACGUCAGCCCAUGCUUCCACAAGCAUUCGUUGUUCGGUGCUACUCGCUUGAUUCAAUUCUGGCUGACGUUGUCCAGCGGAAGGUCCACGAAGCAGGUUUCUCGAAAUGGAAACGAUUGAGACCGGGUGGUGGUAUACAACAAGCACGGUACAAACACCGAGCACAAGGAGGAAGACACGUGAAAAAUGGAGGCUCUCCAUUUUCUCUGCCGUAAGUGUAUGUCGCAGGGACGAAAAAAUGGGACAAAAAUGAGAGGGAAUAACAUCCGUGACAUGAAAUAAAAUCUCAAGUAAUGGAAUACAUGCUUCACCUACUCAGUCGUGGAAGAAGCCCAUGAAAUCAACUCAAC